Messenger RNA from Elephantulus edwardii (Cape elephant shrew), 635 nucleotides. It is a transcript of the gene TIMM23, whose product is annotated as long intergenic non-protein coding RNA 843. Gene Ontology annotation, molecular function: transmembrane protein transporter activity. The record is from RefSeq and is a predicted model, not a curated record. Gene Ontology annotation, cellular component: TIM23 mitochondrial import inner membrane translocase complex; mitochondrial inner membrane. Gene Ontology annotation, biological process: protein import into mitochondrial matrix. The transcript has 7 exons. Bases 6 to 635 code for a protein of 209 amino acids. NCBI's taxonomy places the organism in Eukaryota, Metazoa, Chordata, Mammalia, Macroscelidea, Macroscelididae.
ACACCAUGGAUGGUGGCGGGGGAGGCAACAACAAGACGACGGGGGGAUUGGCCGGCUUUUUCGGAGCAGGCGGCCCAGGUUACUCCCACGCGGAUUUGGCCGGCGUUCCGCUAACUGGUAUGAACCCUCUGUCUCCUUAUUUAAAUGUGGAUCCUCGAUAUCUUGUGCAGGAUACAGAUGAAUUUAUUUUACCCACGGGAGCUAAUAAAACUCGGGGCAGAUUUGAACUUGCCUUCUUUACUAUAGGAGGAUGUUGUAUGACAGGGGCUGCAUUUGGAGCAAUGAAUGGUUUGCGGCUAGGACUGAAGGAAACCCAAAACAUGGCAUGGUCCAAACCAAGAAAUGUACAAAUUUUGAAUAUGGUGACCAGGCAAGGGGCACUUUGGGCUAAUACUCUUGGUUCUCUUGCUCUACUCUAUAGUGCAUUUGGUGUUGUCAUUGAGAAAACUCGAGGUGCAGAAGAUGACCUCAACACAGUAGCAGCUGGAACCAUGACAGGAAUGCUGUAUAAGUGCACAGGUGGUCUUCGGGGAGUAGCACGUGGUGGUCUAGCAGGACUAACACUUACCAGCCUCUAUGCUUUAUAUAAUAACUGGGAGCACAUGAAAGGCUCUUUGAUCCAGCAGUCACUCUGA